Messenger RNA from Rhododendron vialii, 1347 nucleotides. Its product is annotated as F-box protein At5g49610. The record is from RefSeq and is a predicted model, not a curated record. The transcript has a single exon. Gene Ontology annotation, molecular function: protein binding. NCBI's taxonomy places the organism in Eukaryota, Viridiplantae, Streptophyta, Magnoliopsida, Ericales, Ericaceae. The coding region runs from base 51 to 1142 and encodes 363 amino acids.
GAGCAAGGUAUUUGAUUUUCUUGAUCUUUCUUCAUUCUUGAUAUUAUAUCAUGAAUCCACCGACUAUGGAACAUGGGUUUUUCCCCGAUGAAGUUGUUCUCCAAAUUCUUUCUAGAUUCUCCAUUAAAGACCUCUUCAGAUCCAAAUCUGUGUGCAAAUUAUGGUACAGAUUAACCUCAGACAAGUAUUUUAUUCAACUGUACAAUCAAGUGUCUGUCAAGAACUCUAUGGUACUGGUAGAAGUUUCUGAGUCCUCUGAAUCAAAACCCAGUUUGAUUUUUGUUGAUAAAUUGAGGGGUGUUUAUGAGAAAUUCUCAUUGGAUUUUAUCAAGGAUAGAGUGAAAGUCAGAGCUUCUUGUAAUGGCUUGUUGUGUUGCUCCAGCAUACCUGAUAAGGGUGUGUAUUAUGUUUGUAACCCAAUGACUAGGGAGUAUAAGCUGCUACCCAAAACUAGGGAAAGACCCCUUACUCGAUUCUACCCGGAUGGUGAAGCCACUCUCGUUGGGUUGGCUUGUGAUUUGUCAAUGCAGAAGUUUAAUGUUAUUUUAGCGGGUUAUCACCGAACAUUCGGACAUAGGCCGGAGAGGACUUUUAUAUGCUUGGUGUUUGAUUCGGAGUCGAGCAAAUGGAGGAAGUUUGUUUCAUUGCAGGAUGACUAUUUCACUCAUAUGAAUAGGAACCAAGUCGUGUAUGUUAAUGGAUUGCUCCAUUGGUUGACUGGAAGUUGUACCUGUGUACUAGUUCUUGAUCUGAAUUGUGAUAUGUGGAGGAAACUUUCAUUGCCUCAGGAAGUGUGUUUUGGGACUGGAAGUAGGGUUCAUUUGUUGGAGUCGGAUGGGUAUUUAUCCGUAAUUCAGAUUUCAGAGGCUUGGAUGACUAUUUGGGUGUUGAAAGAUUAUGAGAAGGAAGAAUGGCUUGUGGUGGAUAGGGUGAGCCUUCGAUGUAUAAGAGGAAUGGUGCCUGGCAUUUUCCCAAUAAGUCAGACGGGUCAAUAUGUGUUCCUAGCCACCCAUAAGCAGGUAUUGAUGUAUCAUCGAGACAGCAGAGUGUGGAAAGAUAUGUAUUCUGUGGAGAACAGUUCUACGCUUCCUUUGUGGUUUUCUGCACAUGCCUUUAAGAGCACUUUGUUCUCUUGCUUCUAAGGUCUGGACUGCAUUUGAAAACCUUUGUAAAUGAAUUUGUUAGUGCAGUCACAUCUACUUAGUUGAUCUUCAUUGUCUGCAAUACGGAUUUUAGUAUUGUGGGCAUUCCGUAAUUUGUGGCCUGUGAUAUAAGUCAGGAAGACUACUUUUCACUUCACAUUUUUAGGUACAAAUCUAAUUUUUCAAGGACCAUAAUUUCUUUCAA